Molecule: messenger RNA, 3334 nt
Organism: Peromyscus californicus insignis
Lineage: Eukaryota; Metazoa; Chordata; Mammalia; Rodentia; Cricetidae
Product: myosin light chain kinase, smooth muscle-like
Biological process (GO): protein phosphorylation
Molecular function (GO): ATP binding; protein kinase activity
Source: RefSeq, a predicted model, not a curated record
GAAAGGAAGGCUUGGUGAUGCAGCCAUAGCUAAGGCUCUGAGGAAGCGCAGUUCCUUUACUGUGGUGAACAGCCAUGUUUGAGAGUUCUUGCAGAAACCAUGCAUCAUCUCCGCGCCCAGUCUCAGUUGUACGGGUUGCACUUCUGACUCAGCCAGAGAAAAGCGCAAACUGGACCCCAGGAUGCAGCUGCUCUGCCCUGCCCCCUUGAUGUUUCCUCUGAAGCUUUUUGCUGUUGCCAUGGCUGUCUCGUUCUGUGGCUGAGGUUGCUGCUGCUUGACAGGCGGGUACAUGCAGCCCAGGGUGGCCUCAAAGUCACUGGGCAACCGAGGAUGGCCUUUGCCUUCUGAUGCUCCUGCUUCUGCCUCCUAAGUCCUUAGUUCCAAGCCAGUUUGAUAAAUAAUCCUUGUAUGUCUGGAUUUAGCUAGGACUGGAUCAACUUUGAAUAGCCAGUUUUCUUUCUUUCUUUCUUUUCUUUCUUUCUUUCUUUCUUUCUUUCUUUCUUUCUUUCUUUCUUUCUUUCCUUUCCUUUCCUUUCCUUUCCUUUCUUUCUUUCUUUUCUUCUUCCUCCCCCUCCUCUUCUUCUUCUUCCAUAAAUUUUUGGCACGGGGUUUCUCUGGCUGUGUAGCCCUAUGGCUGUCCUAGAACUCACUCUGUAGACUAGGCUGGCCUCUGACUCCCAGAUCUCCUUGCCAGUGCUGGGAUUAAAGACAUAAACCACCACACCCAGCGAACAGCCAGUUUUCUUAAAAGAAGCAUAGAAGGGCAGGCCGGGAACCAAGUAGUUAGGCUGAAAGGAAAGAAGAAAGAAAGAAAAAAGAACCAGCCUUCAUCUUACAGUCUCACACACAAAACAAGAAUGCCAACUCACAGGUACAGGUUAACAGCUAAACCAACAGACAAAAUGGCACAGAAACAACCGUGAGAAACCAAUACUUGCUAUGAGCACAGACUAACAGGGAACUGAGAGAACAUAAUCAUAUUAACUCAGGGUGUUUGGGACAACUUGGCUAUUUUUAUUGCUUUGCUUUGUUUCUUUAAGUUUUAUAUUGAGGCUCCUGUGUUCAGUUGUGUGUCUAAAAGGAAAAAGGAAAAGAACAACUAGGAAAAACCUUGGACACCAGUUUCCUGAGAGUACCUCCUUAGAAAUUUGAGGAAGCUGCAAGCCCAUUGUCUUACGACCGCUCGCAGAGGGUGGCCAUCCACAUUCCUUGUGUAUGCAACUGCCACCUUUACCAAGGCACUCAGUUGGAGACGGGGUGAGGAAGCAACUGGAAAGUCUCGGUUUCCAUAGAGAGAAAAUAAGGGCCUUAUCAAGCAAAGAACUGGCCUGCUAAAUGUGUUUUGGAACCCAAUGUGCUAAUUAAAGAUAUCAUCUCCCUGGGUGCCAUCCUAGGGCUAAUUCAUCUCAGCAGCAUCUGAAGCGGUUCUGAGGCAUGGAGUGGCUUAGGAUUGGCUGGAAGAUGGUGUCUUCCCAGACAAGCCAUGUACUCUUUCAUCUGGCCCAGGACCAGGGUAUGUAUAAGAAAGUAAUGUUAGAAUCGAGGCUGCUGCUCAGGCCACCAUACCUGAAGCAGCCCUUCCCACUCACGGACAGGACGGGCUCCAUGCUGAGACAUCGGCGACUCUCUAGCUAACAGACUUCCAAGUGCUAGGACUUCUCACAUGGAACAGUGGGGAUUGGUGGGGACACAUCCUGCUCCUUACCCCCCCCUCCCUGCCUCCUGCCUGAGAAUCAGAGAGCCUGGCUUAUUACUCUGAAACUGCCCUCAUCCUCAGAAAAGUGUAAGAAGAUGCAAGAAGUAAAUUACAAGGGUCCAUUUUCAGCGUGAGGUGAGCUUAAAGUCCCUCAGAGUUACAGCUCAGCAAGAUGUACCAAGUGCCCUCCCUCAGAGUAGCCUGAGGUGUCCCCCACUUAGGGACUUCUGUCAGGUAAAGCCAGGCACUUCUGUGCCACAGAAAAGAGUUCCAGGACGAGUCACACGACUGGGAUCUGGAAAGUUUGGACAAGUCUUCCGACUAGAAAAGAAAACUAGAAAAAUCUGGGCAGGGAAGUUUUUCAAGGCCUAUUCUGCCAAGGAGAAAGAGAACAUCCGCCAGGAAAUCAGCAUCAUGAACUGCCUCCACCACCCCAAGCUGGUCCAGUGUGUGGAUGCCUUCGAAGAAAAGGCCAACAUCAUCAUGGUCCUGGAGAUCGUAUCCGGGGGUGAGCUGUUUGAGCGCAUCAUCGACGAGGACUUCGAGCUGACGGAGCGUGAGUGCAUCAAGUACAUGAGGCAGAUUUCGGAAGAGGUGGAGUACAUCCACAAGCAGGGCGUUGUGCAUCUACUGGACCUCAAGCCCGAGAACAUCAUGUGUGUCAACAAGACAGGCACCAGGAUCAAGCUCAUUGACUUCAGGCUGGCAGGAAGACUAGAGAAUGCUGGGUCUCUGAAGGUCCUCUUUGGGACCCCAGAGUUUGUGGCUCCUGAAGUGAUCAACUAUGAGCCCAUCGGCUAUGCCACAGACAUGUGGGACAUCGGGGUCAUCUGCUACAUUCUGGUCAGCGGACUGUCCCCCUUCAUGGGCGACAAUGACAAUGAGACCUUAGCCAACGUGACUUCGGCCACCUGGGACUUUGAUGAUGAGGCGUUCGAUGAGAUCUCUGAUGAUGCCAAGGAUUUCAUCAGUAACUUGCUGAAGAAAGAUAUGAAAAACCAUCUGGACUGCACCCAAUGCCUUCAGCACCCAUGGCUGAUGAAGGACACCAAGAACAUGGAGGCCAAGAAGCUGUCCAAGGACCGGAUGAAGAAGUACAUGGCAAGAAGGAAGUGGCAGAAAACGGGCAAUGCUGUGAGAGCCAUCGGAAGACUGUCCUCUAUGGCAAUGGUAUCAGGGCUCAGUGGCAGGAAAUCCUCGACAGGGUCACCGACCAGCCCAAUCAAUGCAGAGAAACUAGAGUCCAAAGAAGAUGUCUCCCAGGCUUUCCUCGAGGCUGUUGCUGAGGAAAAGCCCCAUGUAAAGCCCUAUUUCUCUAAGACCAUUCGUGAUCUGGAAGUUGUGGCGGGAAGUGCAGCUAGAUUUGACUGCAGGACUGAAGGUCACCCAGACCCCGAGGUCGUCUGGUUCAAGGACGACCAGUCCAUCAGGGAGUCCCGCCACUUCCAGAUAGACUAUGACUAAGAGGGGAACUGUUCUCUGGUCAUCAGCGAUGUUUGCGGGGAUGAUGACGCCAAGUACACCUGCAAGGCUGUCAACAGCCUGGGAGAAGCCACCUGCACUGCCGAGCUCAUCGUGGAAACCAUGGAGGAGGGGGAGGGGGUGGGGGAGGGGGGAGAGGAAGAGGAGGAAGAGUGA